UGAAGAAAUUACAUUUUAACUGACAUUUAAGUCAAUAAAUUGUAACAGAACAUAACACUGGAGUAAGCAGAGGGACUGACUUUCCAUCCGUCUGCUUUUUGAGUUGCAUUAUGGGAAACAGGAUGAAUAUGCUACAAUUGUUCCUUGUGUCAAUUAUUUUGAAAAUUUGUGUUGCUGAAUUUAAUCUUGAACAAAUAAGUGAUGUUGAUUGUGCAGGCAGGAAUGGAUUUCUAUCAGUUGGAUACUUGGGCAACACAUACAAAGAUUGUAUAUUUGUUGUGUGUGAUGGUCUAAAUGCAGAUACAAGGCUGCAUAAGUAUCCCAUAAGCUGUGACAAUGGGUUCCAAGUGAGUGCGCCACUGAAUACUAUAUCCGAUGACUUGUUCUUUCCAUAUAUUUGCAAUGGUAGGAGUGUCAGUGAUUGUCUUGCAUUAUAUUUCAACAAUAUUUUCUGCACUGUCGAAGCCAGUACAACUGAUGAUAUAGAAUGUGGGCCAACAUGGGAAGAGCUUAAGGGGAUCAGUGCUGAUGAUCCUAAUGAUCCAGUAGAUGAAUGCCUAUCUCAAGUGAUACUACAAAGAAACAUUGAACAGGCAAACUUGACAGAAACAUUUGAACGACUCAUCAAUGCAUGCAGCACUACUGAUACACCUAAUGAACCUAACCCAAAUUGUCAGGAGGCCCUUAUUGGAGAUACAGAGUUUGAAAUAACAGCAUCUAGUGAGGCUUCUGGAUUUGAUGUCUACAACAGUGUACUCUAUUAUGAUGGAUGGAUGCCCGCUGUACAUGACACAAACCAAUGGAUUCAGAUUGAAUUUCCUGAUAUAAUGCUUGUGACAGCAAUAGCAACAAUGGGUGGAAGAGACAGUCUAUACAGAGUUGAAAAAUAUGAAGUUGAAUAUAGCUGGGAUGGUGUCUCUUACACCAGUUUAGGGGAUUUUGUAGGGAACAUCGACUCAGAAACAUUGGUCAGAGAUGAAUUUGAAAAUGAUUUCCAAGCAAAGCUUGUACGACUCAGACCACUGGAGUGGAAUGGAAAAAUACAAUUGAAAUGGGAGGUUUAUGGCUGUGAUGUGUAGAGAUUGAUGGAUUCACUUAUCUGAAUCACAUCAUCCAGAAAGACAUAGAAAGACCUGUAGAGUUAGCCCUUAGAUUACUCGUAUAUCUUUCAAUGCCAUGGUUUUCAGUUUAUCUUGAUAUGGGCCCAAUAAAUUAUGAGAUAUUUUUCAAUCAUAAAAAUAUCAUUGUCAAGAUUCAUUGAUAAGACUAUUAAGAAAUAAAUAUAAGUGACAAUGAAGCA
This is a messenger RNA of Owenia fusiformis, 1300 nucleotides long. Lineage: Eukaryota; Metazoa; Annelida; Polychaeta; Sabellida; Oweniidae. The record is from the annotation of a GenBank genome assembly.